This is a messenger RNA of Cavia porcellus (domestic guinea pig), 3976 nucleotides long. It is a transcript of the gene Pi4k2a, whose product is annotated as phosphatidylinositol 4-kinase type 2 alpha. The coding region runs from base 94 to 1533 and encodes 479 amino acids. The transcript is spliced from 9 exons. The record is from RefSeq and is a predicted model, not a curated record. NCBI's taxonomy places the organism in Eukaryota, Metazoa, Chordata, Mammalia, Rodentia, Caviidae. Gene Ontology annotation, cellular component: endosome; plasma membrane; trans-Golgi network. Gene Ontology annotation, biological process: endosome organization; phosphatidylinositol phosphate biosynthetic process; Golgi organization. Gene Ontology annotation, molecular function: 1-phosphatidylinositol 4-kinase activity.
GCCGGGCAGAAGAUGAGGGGGGAGCCGCGGAUUGGUUCCGGCCACCAGCUCAGCUGUGUGGCUCGCCGGGUCCGCGAGCCGGCGGCCUGAGGGAUGGACGAGACUAGCCCACUAGUGUCCCCCGAGCGGGCCCAACCCCCGGAGUACACCUUCCCGUCGGGUUCCGGCGCUCACUUCCCGCAGGUUCCGGGGGGCGCGGUCCGCGUGGCGGUGGCGGCCGGCUGCGGCCCCUCUCCGCCGGGCUCUCCAGGCCACGACCGCGAGCGGCAGCCCCUGCUGGACCGGGCCAGGGGCGCGGCGGCCCAGGGCCAGACUCACACUGUGGCGGCGCAGGCCCAAGCGCUGGCCGCCCAGGCCGCGGCAGCAGUGCACGCCGCACAGGCCUCUCGCGAGCGGAACGAGUUUCCAGAGGAUCCGGAGUUCGAGUCGAUGGUGCGGCAAGCAGAGCUGGCCAUCGAGCGCUCCAUCUUCCCGGAGCGCAUCUACCAAGGCUCCAGCGGAAGCUACUUCGUCAAGGACCCUCAGGGGAGGAUCAUUGCUGUCUUCAAACCCAAGAAUGAAGAGCCAUAUGGGCAACUUAAUCCGAAGUGGACCAAGUGGCUGCAGAAGUUGUGCUGUCCCUGCUGUUUUGGCCGUGACUGCCUUGUCCUCAACCAGGGCUAUCUCUCAGAGGCAGGAGCCAGCCUGGUGGACCAAAAACUAGAACUCAACAUUGUACCCCGUACAAAGGUAGUAUACCUGGCCAGUGAAACCUUCAAUUAUAGUGCCAUUGACCGAGUGAAGUCCAGGGGCAAGCGGCUUGCACUGGAGAAGGUGCCAAAAGUUGGGCAGCGCUUUAACCGCAUUGGACUACCUCCAAAGGUCGGUUCAUUCCAGCUCUUUGUGGAGGGCUAUAAAGAUGCAGACUAUUGGCUGCGGCGUUUUGAAGCAGAGCCUCUCCCUGAGAACACCAACAGACAGCUACUGCUGCAGUUUGAGCGAUUGGUAGUGCUGGAUUACAUUAUCCGCAACACUGAUCGAGGCAACGACAAUUGGCUGAUUAAAUAUGACUGUCCAAUGGAUAGUUCUAGCUCUCGGGAUACAGACUGGGUGGUGGUGAAGGAGCCUGUCAUCAAGGUGGCUGCCAUUGACAAUGGGCUGGCAUUCCCACUGAAGCAUCCGGACUCCUGGAGGGCUUAUCCUUUCUACUGGGCCUGGUUGCCCCAGGCCAAAGUGCCAUUCUCCCAGGAGAUCAAAGAUCUGAUUCUUCCGAAGAUAUCGGACCCUAACUUUGUGAAGGACUUGGAGGAGGACCUGUAUGAACUAUUUAAGAAAGAUCCUGGUUUUGACAGGGGCCAGUUCCAUAAGCAGAUUGCGGUCAUGCGGGGACAGAUUCUAAAUCUGACACAAGCGCUGAAAGACAACAAGAGUCCCCUGCACCUUGUCCAAAUGCCGCCUGUGAUCGUCGAGACGGCCCGUUCCCACCAGCGGGCUGCCAGCGAGUCCUACACCCAGAGCUUUCAGAGUCGGAAGCCCUUCUUUUCGUGGUGGUAGCCCUGGAGGCAGCUAAGCGAGCCUCUGUGAGGUGUGCACAGGCACCUAGGUGCGGGAAGCCAAAGGAGCUGGCGGGCAGCGCCUGUGCCAGUCCUGGAGCCCUCCCUCUCUGCUCGCCAUCUCCUUCAGGGCUUUCCCACCUACAGGGAGAAGCACAGCCAGCGGCUGGGUGAGCUCCUGAGCCCUGCCAGGUGCUGGGGAUGCAGCAGUUACAGAUAAGGAGGCUUGGUGGCUAAGGAGGAGCAACUCCCUUCUGGUACCUCUCAAUGGCAGGCUGGGAAAGUCCCUCCAUCCCUGACACCCUAUCCAUUGCAAUUCCCUGUUACGUUCUGCAUCAGGAAAAAAAAAGCCACAGAUUUAAAUGCUUGUAGCAGAAGCCAGAGCCUCUUGUAUCAGAAACCUUUAAUCCAGACCUAAAUUUUCUUAGACCACACAUUUGGGUACAGAGGAGUUGCACACUGCCAGGAACAGAUGUGUCAGAGGACUACUUGGUGGCUCACCGUGCUGGGGCAGACAGAAACCACACUUCCUUUGGGCUUUUGCCACAUCUUCCCCUACUCUUCCCAUUGGUGUGGUGGUGGGCUUCCCAAGGCAGGCAGCUUUUGCACUGCAGUCCCCAGAGCCUACAUCUGCAGGACCUCCUCGCUGUUGAAGUUUACCUGCCACUCAAGCAUAGGUGGGAGGGGCUAAUCUUACCGGUUCUGUUUUUGGUUUUUUUCCCUCUGGUACUGAGGCUCAAAACUCUCGAAACCAGGGGCACUCUACACUGAACUAUAUCCUCAGCCCUUUUUAUUUUUUAAGAUACCGUCUCGCUGAGUUGCAAGUUGAACUUGUGAUGCUCCUUCCUCAGCUUCCCUUAGUGCUAGGAUUACAGGGAUGCUCCACUGUUCUGUUUUAAUAGGUGGUCAAAAUCCAGGAUGUGAAGGAGAAUCACAUGGCCUAGUGUAUGCUGGGAGCUAUAAGUAAUCUAUAGAAGAUUUUAUCCCAGGCUUGCUUCUUGAGUCCUUAGCUAUAGUUCUCUAAUUUGUUUCUAUUCUAAGUACUUUUUCCCCAACCUUUUUUUUUUUAAGACAAGGUCUCACUAUGCAGUUCAGGCUGGCCUUGAGCUCACUUUAUAGCCCAGGCUGGUCUCGAACUUCGAGUGAUCCCCCUGCCUGAGCCUUCCAAGUGCUGGGAUUACAGGCAUGUGCCACCAUGCCUGGCUUUCCCCAGCUUUUUUUGAGUUAGGUAUGUGUGCGCUCUGGAGUAGGUCUCUAUGAGGGGCCUGGAUAUCCGACCCUUGCACUUCUUUAUGUGCUAUCACUGCUGCCUGGAAGCAACAGAACUUGUAUUCUGCCUCCUGUUCCUCUGUUCCCCGGCUUCUUGCCCAGGGCUGGUUUUUUCAUGGCUUCUUGAGAAUUUCAGGGCCCAAAGGAGAGAGGCCUUCUGUCCCAUAGUGCCUGUCCAGCUCAGUGUACAUCUUGCUUCCAUGUGUCUUUUCCCUCACCUGCCCCUCUUGCCAGGUGUUUGAGUCCUUUCGACACCAAAGCAAAGAGCGGCCUCAGGAGGGAGUGAAAGGGGUGCCCCUGUAGCUGAGGCAUUCAUAUGCUACGGACACUUGGCAUUUUUGUUACCCUGUGACUGGUCAAUCAGCCUUGAAAAGAAAGUAUUUUGAAGGUUUAAAAAACAACCAAAGAAAGGGAAUGAGGACUGUGGCUGAGUCCCCUAAUUUCCUGGCUUCCUCUAUCCAGGAGACAAGAGCAGAGACUUACAGCCUUCCCAACCCCUGGGCCAGGGCUCUUCCCAUCAUUCCAGCUACCAGGAGCUGGCUUGGCCUGGGCUUCCCCCAGCUGACAUGAAGUUCCUGAGCACUGGAUGUGUGUAGCUGUGGACAGUCACUGUUUCCCCUGUGCCCUGCCCUGACAAUCCCAUCCAGCCUCCCUAGGCUCUGGCCUGGGGCACCGUGUGUAAGGGAAUCUUGCCUUCUGAAUGCAGGAGUCAGUAGGUUGCCGGGCGUGUGUAUCUCCCUAAGACAGGCUUGUGAGACCUGUGGGCAAACCUCCCUGCCUGAAGAGACCCUUGGUGUCUCACCAGCUGUGUCUGUCCUGUCCUGCUCCAGAUCAGCUCUGUGAUCCGGAGGACAUGGGGUCCAAUGUAAGAGGGAGCCCAUCCAGAGCCUGGGGAUCCUUUCCCGGCCCGUCUCCUCUCUCCCUUGAAACCUGUACUCAGGUUGCCUUGAAUCUGGAUAUUGGAGGACCCAAGGACCCUAUGUGCCGGGACAGGCUUCUGGUAGCAUUCCCAGAACUGCCGUCAUUGUGCCAGCCAUAGGCCUGUCCCCCUCAUCAGGGAGUGGAGGCUGGGCUGAGUGCUGCUGCCCCUUAUCGUUCUUCUAAUGCACUGUAGAAACUGUAUGUAAUGUAUUUAAAUCAAUGCAAAUGUAUGAAUAAUAAAUCGAAUUCUGACA